AUGGACAGCAAUGUGAGGAACCCUGAGAGUGAGGUUUGGAUUAGGUCUCUGAAUAAAGACAAUAAAGAUUCCCUUCUGGAGUGGACAGAGAGGUGUAAUAUUAGUCUUGUACAGGUCAAUGGUCAGAGGAAAUAUGGUGGCCCUCCUGCAGGCUGGGUUGGAGAAGCUCGUCCACUUGGGGCAGAAAUCUUUAUUAACAAUCUCCCUCAAGAAAUCUAUGAAGAUAAAAUAAUUCCCCUUUUUCAGACUGCUGGAGCAUUGUACGAGUUUCGUCUUAUGAUGACUUUUAGUGGACUUAAUCGAGGGUUUGGUUUUGCCCGAUAUACCAAAGUGCACCAUGCAGAGCUAGCGGUCUCCAUGUUUCAUGGAUAUGAGAUUCUACCUGGCUGCAAGAUUGGUGUCUGCAAAAGCAUUGAAAAAUGUCACCUGGAGCUGGAUGGUUUGCCAUGUGUCCUGGACAAAGUCACCCUUACCAGUGUCCUGAGGGAAAUGACCGCUGACCUGGAGAAAUUUUCUCUUUUUGCUAGUCGAAACGUGGGAAUGGAAAAUCUUGCUAUCUUGAAAUACAGUUCCCACAGAGCUGCCACCAUGGCAAAAAGAAUCCUGUGUUCCCAUUCACUUUUUGGUUAUCGCUUCCAGAUGAAAUGGAUGAAGAACUCCAUAAAGAAAAAACUGCACUUGGAGGCUCUUCUAAAGCCUCAUUCCAGUGUCAUUCAAAUGAGCUUAAAUGUGGAACUUGAAAAAAAAACAAGGCAGUACUUGGGUCAUCGGUUCAAAUCCCAGCCAUGGCACCACCUGCCUGGAGUUUGCAUGUUCUCCCUGUGCCUGCGUGGGUUUCCUCCGGGUACUCCGGUUUCCUCCCACACUCCAAAGACAUGCUGGUAG
This is a messenger RNA of Staurois parvus, 885 nucleotides long. Lineage: Eukaryota; Metazoa; Chordata; Amphibia; Anura; Ranidae. The record is from the annotation of a GenBank genome assembly.